Messenger RNA from Megalops cyprinoides (Indo-Pacific tarpon), 2210 nucleotides. RefSeq names its product spindle and centriole associated protein 1 (gene spice1). The transcript is spliced from 17 exons. Gene Ontology annotation, cellular component: centriole; spindle; centrosome. Gene Ontology annotation, biological process: regulation of centriole replication; metaphase chromosome alignment; mitotic spindle assembly. NCBI's taxonomy places the organism in Eukaryota, Metazoa, Chordata, Actinopteri, Elopiformes, Megalopidae. The record is from RefSeq and is a predicted model, not a curated record. Bases 161 to 2131 code for a protein of 656 amino acids.
GAUGGCGGCGCGUCCCGUCGGCGUCUUCCGCCGACCGGCGACCCAAUGAGCGGCGGGGAUCAGCCGGAGGCGCGGGCACGGAUCCUCCGGCGGCGCCUUAGCCUGGCCAAGUUAGCCGGCCGCUACGCUAACUGGUAGCUGCUCGGAUUGCUGUGAUACGAUGUCGUUUGUGAAGGUGACCCGCUCGAACCGCGGUGUGGGGAAGAGGCCGGCCCGGUCCAGGAAGGCACCUGUGCCUAAGCAGGAGUGGGUGAGCACCAUUCAAGACCUAAAUGUGCACAAGGCCACACCAGAGGAGCUGAGACGGAGGCAUGAGAUGCACAGGUCUCAGAACAGGGCGGUGGCACAGUGGGAAAUGAAGGAGCGUGCCCUGAGACGCAGAAUAAAGAGCAACCCUCCCAUCAGCCCCGCCCAGCUCAACCCCGCCCAGCUCAACAUCAUCAGAGAGGUGUUCUCGGAUCAGUACCGGCUGCAGGACGUUCUGGCCCGCUCCGACCGAGCCCUCGCUGUGGUGAAGGACCUGUUCGGCGAUGCUCCCUCCAGACAGACAGGGUUCCCCAAUGUGACUGUGGCCCCUGGAUCUGCACCCGACCCCCAGCUUCCGGUUCCACUGAAGCCAGAACCCCAAACCCAGCUGUCUCUCCUCAGCCAGUCCGUCAUGGAUGCCCAGGCCCUGAAUGAGGUGGAAGACGUUGGGGGAGAGUACAGUGAGGAAGAGGCUGACCCUUCAUCCUCCGUCACCCUCAACUCCAACCCGGACACCAGCAGGAGGAUCAGGCAGCAGGCACGGGCCCGGGUUCGAGGGUCAUCCCACAGCCCCCUGCAGACUCACUCUGCCCCAGCGCAGCAUGAAGCCCUGAACGCCACUGUGGCGGUUCGGCGUGUGCGGUCCCGGCAGUCUGAGUGUUCGGGGGACCAGUGCUCGGUGCUGGGGCAGGUUCUGAACCCUGACCCAGCUCCGGUCAGUCCUGGCAGGGCCAGCAGGGGGCGGUGUGCGGAAGCUUCCGGACAGGACAGUUCAGCGCUGGGCUCUCAGAGCGGGAACCAGACUAGCCUGGAGCUGCUGCAGUGCAUGCUGGGAGAGGUGGAGUCGGAGUUGGACUGUCUGGAGCUGCAGGAGCCGCUCAGCACUGGGGGGCCACAGCUCAGAACCCCCCCUCUCACAGGCUUCUCUGCGUCCCUGCUGCGCACCGUGGCCCGGCUGGCCCGCUGCCUGAGACAGAGUGCUGAGGAGGUGCGGAAGGAGGCGAGGGAGAGGAGGAGGCUGGAGGAGGUGGUGGAGGAGCAGAGAGGCCUGAUCGAUGCGCUGAGCGCUGAGACACUGGCCCUGCGGGAGGAGAGCACCGCCCUGCAGGCUCGGCUGGAGCAGCGAGUGACGCAGACAGAGCUGCAGCUGGACACUCUGCUGCGCAGGAGGGGAGGAGCAGGGUACAGAGAGCAGCCUGAGACAGACAGCAGCAGCUCAACACGGGAGCGAGCCCAGGCCCUGCAGUACCCGGCUGUGGACACCAGGGGUCGAUGUGGUGGCGAGCGGGUGGCAGAAGGGCGUGGUCCGUCUCCCGGGGGAGGCCCUCGCCUCGCGGAGACCCCCCCCCUCCUCGGGGAGUCCCAGGAUGCAGUGCUGAGUCAGAUCGCAGAGCUGACCCGUCAGAAUGCGCUGAUCCGAUCCCAGCUGCAGCAGUACUGCUCACUGCCAGCGGGGGCAGCGUCGAGCCAGCAGCACAGCACAGCCGAGAGGGAGCCAGCAGCCACACAGGGCCGGGGACAGCAGACAGCGCCCCCUGCUGGCCCUGCAGUGAGCUGUGUGGAACAGCGCCUCCUGGAGCUGAACAGGCAGAGUGCGGCGGCACGGCACAGACUGCUGGGGCUGAUCGAGCGGCAGACUCGUGCGUCUGAGGGCGGAGCCUCCCCCUCCAUCUCCCCCAUCCCCCCCGCGACCCACAAUGCACCUGCAGAUGAUGGGGGAAGGACCCCUGAGGCGUCCGCGCUGCCUGAACAGAACUCUUCACCUGCUGCCAGCAGCUGUGGGAGCAGGUUAGCAGGGGGAGACGGCAAGGUCACCAGCCAGCAGAGCCAGGCCGGUAAACUGAAGGAUGACGGAUGGUUUGCGCUCUCUGCUCAUGUGCACUGACACGCCGGCGGCAUGCUCUCGACACGCCCCUGACCCCCCCGCUGCGGACAGCUGGACCUGCACCCACACAAACGCCAGA